Molecule: messenger RNA, 1990 nt
Organism: Musa acuminata subsp. malaccensis (wild Malaysian banana)
Lineage: Eukaryota; Viridiplantae; Streptophyta; Magnoliopsida; Zingiberales; Musaceae
Product: probable GTP-binding protein OBGM, mitochondrial
Cellular component (GO): mitochondrion
Molecular function (GO): GTP binding; magnesium ion binding; GTPase activity
Source: RefSeq, a predicted model, not a curated record
AAAACCCCCGAAAUUUGUUUCUGUCGGGAGAACUGCUUCUGAGUUGUUCGUCGAGAUUAGAGCAAAGUCGCUUGUUGCGCUGCUGCGAGCGAGACAUGUGGUGGCGCUGGCACCAAACCCUUGGGCCGGGCAGAGUACUGCUAAGAUCGCCUUGUCGUAAACCGCCAUGGCUUCCUUCUUCCUUCUCUUACUCUGAUGUCCCCAAAAAGAAGGGAAAGUUGGCACCUUUGCAGGAACGGAGGAUGGUUGAUAGGUUUAGGUUAUGGACCAAGGGAGGCGAAGGUGGAAAUGGGUGUUGCAGCUAUAGACGCAGCAGGACUGACCGUUAUGGCAGACCUGAUGGUGGAAAUGGUGGAAGAGGUGGUGAUGUCAUCCUUGAAUGCUCUUCAGCUGUUUGGGACUUCAGCAAUUUGCAGCAUCACUUGAAUGCACAAAGAGGAGGGAAUGGAACUUCAAAGAGUAAAGCAGGGAGCCGUGGGUCUGACAAGGUUGCUCAAGUACCAGUUGGCACUGUAAUACACCUAGUUAGUGGUGAAACUUCUUAUGCUGAAAACUCUUCUAUCACAUCCUUAGACCCUUGGGAAAUACCAGGAGCUGUUGACACUGAUACAGCUAAUUCUGUUCAGCAAAAAAGUGUUAAGGUCAAUGCAUCUUGUUCAGCACUAAUGAAAGAUUUGCAUACGUCACCUUUGUACUCCGAAGAUGAUGUUAAUAAAUCACAGCAUGAUGUCAAAAUAAGUUUUGGUUCUCCUGCCUCCACUGAGGUAGAGUGGGACAAAGACACCGAAGAUGAUGAACCAUGUUGCAAAACUACCUACGAGGAAAUUAAAGAUGAUCAAACUGAUGAUGCAAAUGAAAUCAGAGUAGAGGAAGAUGAGGAGGUGAUGAAGGAGGAAGAAGAAGAGGAGGUGGUGCGAUAUUCAGUUGCAGAAUUAACUCAACCUGGGCAAAGAAUAAUAGUUGCACGAGGAGGAGAGGGUGGCCUUGGUAAUGCUACUUCAAAAAAGGAUUCUCGCAAAAGUGUCAGUUACUGCAAUGGUGCUUCAAGUCCAGAAACUUUGGAUGGUGAAUAUCAAACUUCAUUGGCUGCUGGAAGACCUGGCUCUGAAAGUGUUCUUAUACUGGAACUGAAGAGUAUUGCAGAUGUUGGCCUUAUUGGAAUGCCUAAUGCUGGUAAAAGCACAUUGCUAGGGGCCCUAUCAAUGGCUAGGCCAACUGUGGGUCAUUAUGCUUUUACCACUCUAAGGCCCAACAUAGGAAAUCUAAAUUACGAGGACUUCUUCUCUGUCAAGGUUGCUGACAUCCCUGGUCUUAUAAAAGGAGCACAUGCAAAUCGUGGGCUUGGCCAUGCUUUCUUGAGGCACAUAGAGCGCACAAGGGUUUUGGCAUAUGUCGUUGAUUUAGCAGCAGCAUUGGAUGGGAGGAAGGGUAUUCCGCCAUGGGAGCAACUGAGGGAUUUGGCUUUGGAGCUUGAACAUCACCGGGAAGGUUUGUCAAAUCGACCGUCCUUAAUAGUGGCCAACAAAAUUGAUGAAGAGGGUGCAGAACAUGUGUUCCAAGAACUAGAGAGAAGGGUCCAAGACGUCCCUAUAUUUCCUGUAUGUUCUGUCUUGCAAGAGGGAGUACCUGAACUAAAAGCUGGAAUCAGAAGGCUUAUAGAUGGCAGUGAGUUGCACAGACUUUGUGUCGAUAACAUAUUGACUGACUAGCCCAAGAGUUUUUUCAUAGUGAUGUAUCCACCAGCUGCUUCAUUCAGAGGUCACUGCACAUCUUUUGUCAGGUGUCCCCAAUAAGUAGAAGAAAGACUUUCCAAAAUGCAGCUACGUGCUUGUUUAUCUCAAUUUUCUUUGAAUCUUGCAAGGAUGCAGAGCUUGUUAAAUGUAUUCUGUGUCAAUUGGAUGGUGGUCAACUUUGUUGAAGAUUGUGUCUAUCAAUAUUGUUUCUUACUAAAAGUGGGUAAGAGUGUUUCUUGAUUACAUCAUUAUUAUAA